UUUAUGUACGCUUACCCACAGCACUUACAGUGCGUAACAAACGAUUGUUCCAAAGUACCUACAUCUGUCAUGGAAAUAUAACAGUUAGUCACGGAACCGCCGUUUUAAUGCUAAUACCUUUCACUGGCGACGAGGAUUUAAAUUCGUAUUUUUUUGGAUAUUUACAGUAUCUAGUGUAAAACAAGUGUAAAUAAUAAAUGAAUAAUGUCGCGGGCGUUCGGGAAAAUAAGCGAAUACAAUUUAAAAUCGGGCAAUUGGACCCUAUAUGUGGAGAGGUUAGAAAUGUAUUUCAAAGUGAACGCGAUUGACAAAGAUUUGUGGUUACCCAUGCUGAUAGCAGGAAUAGGUGACGAGACGUACGAAUUAUUGAGCAGUUUGGCGAGUCCCAAGAAACCGGCAGAAUUAACAUAUGAUAAUGCAGUGUCAUUGUUACGUAAUCAUCUGCAACCUAAACCGUCCGUAAUGGCGGAACGCUACCGGUUUAGACAACGAAGACAAGGAGCCAACGAAAAUGUAUCACAGUAUGUCUCGGAACUCAAAAAACUAGCAAAAUACUGUGACUUUGGUGGAAACCUAGAAGAGAAUCUUCGCGACCAAUUGGUUUGCGGGUUAAAAUGCGACAUGACACGUCAACGACUGUUCGCCAAAGAUAAUUUAAGCUACGCGGGAGCAGUGAGGUUAGCGACGGCGUGGGAGGCGGCGGAGCGGGACGCGGCGGCGAUGGAUCCGGCAGGCGGAGCGGCGGCGGCGGCGGCCGCCGAGGCGCCCAGCACCAGCGGCACGGGUGCGGGUGCGGUGCAUGCGCUGAGUUCAGCGGGGGGCCGCGGCCGGGCGCGCGGAUCAUCGCAGCCAGGCCCGGGGCGGGAGCCAGGGCGUUGCGACGCCUGUGGAUCCAGAGACCACAGGAAGGAAGGGUGCCGAUUUCGUCAUUUCGUCUGCAGCCGGUGUUCUGGCCUCGGGCACCUGAGACGCGUAUGUCCCCAGCGGAGAGGUCAAAGUACAGUACGAGGGCGAGGGCGACGCGGGGUUAACCAUGUAGCCGCUUCGCAAACCGCGGAGUCGGAAGAAAAUAGCCCGUCGGAGCUGGAAGAGGAGCUGAAUCAGUUAUCAUUGAACAGUUACAGACCGACAUGAGGAGUUGUUCAGCGCGGGGUUGGGGCG
Molecule: messenger RNA, 1161 nt
Organism: Maniola jurtina (meadow brown)
Lineage: Eukaryota; Metazoa; Arthropoda; Insecta; Lepidoptera; Nymphalidae
Exons: 2
Coding region: 205-1134 (309 amino acids)
Molecular function (GO): zinc ion binding; nucleic acid binding
Source: RefSeq, a predicted model, not a curated record